AUGGCUCUCAUGCUCAGUUUGGUUCUGAGUCUCCUCAAGCUGGGAUCAGGGCAGUGGCAGGUGUUUGGGCCAGACAAGCCUGUCCAGGCCUUGGUGGGGGAGGACGCAGCAUUCUCCUGUUUCCUGUCUCCUAAGACCAAUGCAGAGGCCAUGGAAGUGCGGUUCUUCAGGGGCCAGUUCUCUAGCGUGGUCCACCUCUACAGGGACGGGGAGGACCAGCCAUUUAUGCAGAUGCCACAGUAUCAAGGCAGGACAAAACUGGUGAAGGAUUCUAUUGCGGAGGGGCACAUCUCUCUGAGGCUGGAAAACAUUACUGUGUUGAAUGCUGGCCUCUAUGGGUGCCGGAUUAGUUCCCAGUCUUACUACCAGAAGGCCAUCUGGGAGCUACAGGUGUCAGCACUGGGCUCAGUUCCUCUCAUUUCCAUUGUGGGAUAUGUUGAUAGAGACAUCCAGCUACUCUGUCAGUCCUCGGGCUGGUUCCCCCGGCCCACAGCGAAGUGGAAAGGUCCACAAGGACAGGAUUUGUCCACAGACUCCAGGACAAACAGAGACAUGCAUGGCCUGUUUGAUGUGGAGAUCUCUCUGACCGUCCAAGAGAACGCCGGGAGCAUAUCCUGUUCCAUGCAGCACGCUCAUCUGAGCCGAGAGGUGGAAUCCAGGGUACAGAUAGGAGAUACCUUUUUCGAGCCUGUAUCAUGGCACCUGGCUACCAAAGUACUGGGAAUACUCUGCUGUGGCCUAUUUUUUGGCAUUGUUGGACUGAAGAUUUUCUUCUCCAAAUUCCAGUGGAAAAUCCAGGCGGAACUGGACUGGAGAAGAAAGCACGGACAGGCAGAAUUGAGAGACGCCAGGAAACAUGCAGUGGAGGUGACUCUGGAUCCAGAGACGGCUCACCCGCAGCUCUGCGUUUCUGAUCUGAAAACUGUAACCCAUAGAAAAGCUCCCCAAGAGGUGCCUCACUCUGAGAAGAGAUUUACAAGGAAGAGUGUGGUGGCUUCUCAGGGUUUCCGAGCAGGGAAACAUUACUGGGAGGUGGACGUGGGACAAAACGUAGGGUGGUAUGUGGGAGUGUGCCGGGAUGACGUGGACAGGGGGAAGAACAAUGCGACUUUGUCUCCCAGCAAUGGGUAUUGGGUCCUCAGACUGACAACAGAACAUCUGUAUUUCACAUUCAAUCUCCAUUUUAUCAGCCUCCCCCCCAGCAGCCCUCCUACACAAGUAGGGGUCUUCCUGGACUGUGAGGGUGGGACCAUCUCCUUCUUCAACACAAAUGACCAGUCCCUUAUUUACACCCUGCUGACAUGUCAGUUUGAAGGCUUGUUGAGACCCUAUAUCCAGCAUGCGAUGUAUGACGAGGAAAAGGGGACUCCCAUAUUCAUAUGUCCAGUGUCCUGGGGAUGAGACAGAGAAGACGCUGCUUAAAGGGCCCCACACCACAGACCCAGACACAGCCAAGGGAGAGUGCUCCCGACAGGUGGCCCCAGCUUCCUCUCCGGAGCCUGCGCACAGAGAGUCACGCCCCCCACUCUCCUUUAGGGAGCUGAGGUUCUUCUUCCCGGAGCCCUGCAGCAGCAGCAGUCACAGCUUCCAGAUGAGGAGGGAUUGGCCUGACCCUGUGGGAGUCAGAAGCCAUGGCUGCCCUGAAGUGGGGACGGAAUAGACUCACAUUAGGUUUAGUUUGUGAAAACUCCAUGCAGCCAAGUGACCUUGAACAAGUCACAACCUCCCAGGCUUCUCAUUUGUUAGUCACGGAGAGUGAUUCCCGCCUCACAGGUGAAGAUUAAAGAGACAAUGAAUGUGAAUCAUGCUUGCAGGUUUGAGGGCACAGUGUUUGCUAAUGAUGUGUUUUUAUAUUAUACAUUUUCCCACCAUAAACUCUGUUUGCUUAUUCCACAUUAAUUUACUUUUCUCUAUACCAAAUCACCCAUGGAAUAGUUAUUGAACACCUGCUUUGUGAGGCUCAAAGAAUAAAGAGGAGGGAGGAUUUUUCACUGAUUCUAUAAGCCCAGCAUUACCUGAUACCAAAACCAGGCAAAGAAAACAGAUGAAGAGGAAGGAAAACUACAGGUCCAUAUCCCUCAUUAACACAGACACAAAAAUUCUAAAUAAAAUUUUAGCAAAUUAAACUAAACAAUAUAUUUAAAGAUGAUAUAUAACUACUCAGUGUGGUUUGUCCCACAAAUGCAGAGUUGGUUUAAUAUUUAAAUAUCAACCAGUGUAAUUCAGCACAUUAAUAAAGU
Gorilla gorilla gorilla (western lowland gorilla) is the source of this 2240-nucleotide messenger RNA. Its product is annotated as butyrophilin-like protein 8. The record is from RefSeq and is a predicted model, not a curated record. Lineage: Eukaryota; Metazoa; Chordata; Mammalia; Primates; Hominidae. Gene Ontology annotation, cellular component: external side of plasma membrane. The transcript has 8 exons. Gene Ontology annotation, molecular function: signaling receptor binding. Gene Ontology annotation, biological process: regulation of cytokine production; T cell receptor signaling pathway. The coding region runs from base 1 to 1401 and encodes 466 amino acids.